AUGUUAGGUUACUUGCCAUUUUGUUUUGUUUUUUUCUAUCGCGAUUUGUCAGAUCUAGUUUGCAAUUGCAAUAACGGGGUAUUUGCUGAAUUGGCGAUGCGAGCUGCUACAUCUUGCGCCAUGCAUGGGCUUUCCUGUGAAUUUCGUUUUUUGCAAAGUUUUGAGUCUGAGUGGAAGAUUGUGAAGCUAAGAAAGAUGGUGAAGUUGACUAUGAUUGCCCGUGUUACUGAUGGUCUUCCGCUAGCUGAAGGACUGGAUGAUGGUCGUGAUCUUAAAGAUGCGGAAUUUUACAAACAGCAAGUCAAGGCUUUGUUUAAGAAUCUUUCAAGAGGACAUUAUGAAGCAUCAAGGAUGUCAGUUGAAACUGGGCCUUAUGUUUUUCAUUAUAUUAUAGAAGGACGGGUUUGUUACUUGACAAUGUGUGAUCGUGCAUACCCUAAGAAACUAGCCUUUCAAUAUCUUGAAGAGCUCAGGAAUGAGUUUGAGCGUGUUAAUGGGUCUCAAAUUGAAACUGCUGCCAGACCUUAUGCCUUCAUUAAGUUUGAUACAUUUAUACAGAAGACAAAGAAACUUUACCAGGAUACCCAUACCCAGCGCAAUAUUGCAAAAUUGAAUGAUGAACUGUAUGAAGUCCACCAGAUAAUGACUCGUAAUGUGCAGGAAGUUCUUGGUGUUGGUGAACAGUUGGACCAGGUCAGCCAAAUGUCCAGUCGCUUAUCAUCAGAAUCUCGCAUAUAUGCUGAUAAGGCUAGAGAUUUAAAUCGGCAGGCUCUGAUUCGGAAGUGGGCCCCUGUUGCCAUUGUUUUUGGAGUUGUCUUCGUACUUUUCUGGAUCAAAAAUAAAAUAUGGUGA
This is a messenger RNA of Sphenostylis stenocarpa, 852 nucleotides long. The record is from the annotation of a GenBank genome assembly. NCBI's taxonomy places the organism in Eukaryota, Viridiplantae, Streptophyta, Magnoliopsida, Fabales, Fabaceae.